AGUGGCUUCAUGUCGCGCGAUGGAAGCGAUUCGAUCAGGAUGAGAAAUCCCCCAACAUGACAUGGACAACUACUUAAGGUGGUGAUGCGCACAUCCCCACAGGAUCCUGCGAUCGCAUCUCAUCGCAUCUCAGGACAAUCCUAUCCCUUCCAUCAUGCGCCUCCGUCAACCACCCGCCCCCCCAAUCCCCUCCAGCACCACCUUCCGCGACCGAACGGCCAUCGUCACCGGCGGCAACACUGGCAUCGGCCUGGCCGUUGCCCGCGAACUCCUCCGUCUGCAAUGCAAGACCCUGAUCCUAGCCUGUCGAGAUGCGACCCGUGCCGAGGCCGCGCGCCAGACCCUCCUCGCCGAGUUCCCCUCCCUCCCCCGAGACACCGUCCAACUCAGGUCCCUCGAUCUGGAUAGCUACAGCAGCGUGCACAACUUCGCCGCGGAGAUCCGCCGCGACAUCCCCGUGGUCGAUCUCCUGGUCCUGAACGCCGGCGCGGGCUUUUUCCCGGCCAUGCAGUCCAGCGCCGAGAGUCAUGAACGCACCAUCCAGACUAUGUACCUCUCCAACGUCCUCUUGCUCUUGUCCCUGCUGCCACAUCUGGAGGCCUCGAAGCAGAAAUCCGGGCGAGUCGCCCGUGUCACCUGGGUUGGCAGUCGGAAAGCCUACGAGGUACCCGCGAGACAAGCCUUCCCGGGCGAUGGCCAGUCCGUCCUGGCAUACUAUGACGAUCCCGAGCACUAUGACUUGAUGACGCGCUAUGGCGAGGCCAAGCACCUCUGUCUGGCAUUCUUUUAUGAACUCUGCCGGCGAAUCACCCGCGAUCAAGUCGUCGUCAACAUGGUGUGUCCCGGUGCGGUGGCCACCGAGCUGGCGCGGAACGUGCCCGCGAUUUAUCAGCCGAUAGUGUGGGUGAUGCAUAAGGUGGUUUCGCGGAGCCCGGAGAAGGCGGCCUGGCUGGUAGUAAACGCAGCGGUGGUGGCUGGGGACGACAGCCAUGGGGUGUUCUUUGGGGAUGAGAAGAUAGAGCCGUAAGUGCACCCCUCCUUCCAGACGGACGCAGGCCAGACCAUCCAGAAGAGAGUGUGGGACGAGACCAUGACCGAGAUGAAGGGGACGCGGGCCAUUCCCGAUUCGCCAGAGUAUAUAU
This is a messenger RNA of Aspergillus heteromorphus CBS 117.55, 1142 nucleotides long. RefSeq names its product putative short-chain dehydrogenase/reductase family protein. NCBI's taxonomy places the organism in Eukaryota, Fungi, Ascomycota, Eurotiomycetes, Eurotiales, Aspergillaceae. The transcript has 2 exons. The coding region runs from base 155 to 1027 and encodes 290 amino acids. The record is from RefSeq and is a predicted model, not a curated record.